UGUCACAGAGAGAACGGUUCACUUAAAUGCAGCUGCAGUACUUCUGUGUGAUACCUGUCAGAGCCAUUCCCAGUGCGAGGUUGGGUUUGUGACCAUGAUGUCAAGAUUUGUCUGUCUUCUUUUCUGUGGAUAUAUUGCACUAAACCUGGGAAAUACUCAGAAACUGCCAAGAGUGAAAAGGCAGAGUCUGAAGGUUCAGAUCAACGCGACAGAUGACACUGUUUGCAUGAGGUAUCUUCGACCAAGUCAAAGCACCAAACUAGAAGGUUUUGUCCUGGGUUAUGGAAGCAGCUUCUUUUCUAAUCAGUACAUUCCUUUACCUUCAGAAGGAAAAAACUACUUAACAGAACUUGAUGCAGAGCCACGGUAUUUGGUUUCAGUAAGACCAGCACGUGUUUCAAAUAACAAGAAAUCUUGUUCAGGUCGGAACAAGACACAGAAGCCUCUGCAGCUGGUGGUUGGCACUCUCACCCCAACCUCUGUGUUUCUCUCUUGGGGCAUCCUAGUCAACCCUCAACAUGACUGGACAGCAACAAGUAACUGUGCUAGUGACAGGUUCUAUACAGUUCGCUACAGAGAAAAAGGUAAAGACAAGAAAUGGGUUUUCCAGCUAUGCCCAGCUACAGAGACAGUGAUUGACAAUCUGAAGCCAAACACACCCUAUGAAUUUGGAGUUAAAGACAAUGCAGAGGAUAGUAUUUGGAGCAAGACUUUGAAUCAUAAGACAAUUCUCUCUAGUAAAAAAGUAAAUGGACAACUCCAGAAUAUGUAUAAGUUGGUACCCAAUUCCCAAACACAGAUUAUACUGAGUGAUAAUAAGAAAUUGGUCCCUGUCACAAUAAUCAAACAAAUUAUUCAAAAUCGGACACAGUCAAAAGCACCAGAUAGUUCUUCUCUCCCAGGAGCAAUAUUAGUGCACCUUAUUGUUCCAGGCCUCAAUGAAAGUCAGCAGAAACUUCCUCCUCUCCUGACAAUAGAUGACAUUCCUCAAGCAUCUAGGAAAAAAAUUGCUAAGAAUGAAACUGGAGUAUGGCCUGCUGAAUCCAAAACACCAGAAGUUCAAGAAAUCUCCCCACAGUCCCUUCCAGCUCAGGUUGAGAAAACACAUGGACCUGAAGAUUUUAGAUCAACACCUAAACCCAAAUUGGUUCCAACUCAAAACAUACCGGCUUCUAAUGAAAUACAGCUACUUCCUUCUGGAUCCAGAAUACCUGAUGCUCCAAAAAGUCCAUUGACAGAACUUGCUACUCAGAGUCCAGCCUUGAAAUCCAUAUCUCCACCUUCUGCAGAAAAAAGAGAGAUGGAAAUGGCUUUUGAGGAAAAACAGACUGUUUCUUCGGGAUCCAAACCGUCCAGUACCAUGGAAGUGCAACCAACCCGACCUGUUUCACAUGACUUUCUUCAUGUUAUUUCUACUCCCCAGACUUUUACAUCUUCAGAAAUACCAGGCACUGCAACCGGGAGACCAGAUCUGGAAUGGACCUCGUCUGCUUCACGGGAAACCACAAGGAUGGCCGCUCGAAGACCGAGGCCGAAGUCCACCACUCCUUCCUCCCUGGCAACUCAAGAAACUGUGAUGGCUUCACUGGACUCUAAUCACAUUAGCUUCCUGUCCCAAACUUCUGCAUCUGCAGAAAUAUCAAAAACAGAGACUGUUACAAGUUCAGCUGACCUGGAAAAACCUAUGCCUCCACUUUCCAGAACACCUCAUGUGCUAACAACCACUGCGGUUUUCAGUGGUAUUCAGCCUGUUCUUUCAAGUCCUGUGGCACCUAGUAAGCCUGAAAUAGCAGAAGCUGGACCAGCAGCAACAAGUGAAUCCAUUCUGGAAUCUUUCACACCUAAAACUUCCCAUCCUUUUCAGUGGCCAAGGGUAACAUUAGCUCCAAAAGAAAUACCACUUAUUCCUUCUAAACCGAAACCAUCUGCUACCCCAGAAGUACAACAUAUGAAACCUGCCCCUAAACCACCACUUUUGGAGCCUAAAACUUCUGAGACUGUUGAACAACCAAAAGCAACCCUAGCUCCUAAGGAAGCAAAACUCACUACUUCUGCAUCUAAACCUAGACCAUCUGCCAGACCCCAAAAGCCACGAACUAAACCCGCAGCAACCAUUCCAGUGCCAGUCACUUCUAGGAGUCCCUACACAUAUGAACGUCCAAAGACUGCAGAGGUCUUGGAACCUAUUACACUUAGAACUGAACCACCAAGGUCACCCAUAGCUCCAAAGGUGACUCAACGUGUUCCUUCCAAACCUAAAACUUCACCCAAACCUCACGUUCCACAAGCCAAAGAUGUCCUGGAGUCUAUAACACUUAGAACUGAUCAACUAAAACCAACAAUAGUUCCUAGAGUACCCCAGUAUGUUCCUUCCAAACCUAGAGCAUCACCAGUCCCAGAGGUGCCACGAACAAGACCUGCUUCUAAAGAUACAUAUCACAGGCCUUCCAAACCUAAAACAUCACCCAGUCCACGUGUUCCUCCAACUAGAGCAAGUCGCAAAGAAAGUCGACGAGUCCCUUCCAAGCCCAGGGCAUCACCAAGUCCAGAUGUGCCACACACAAAACCUGCUCUUAAAGAACCACAACAUAUUCCUUUUAAACCUAGAGCAACUCCCAUCCCGGAUGCUCCAUACAGGAAGCCUGAGAUUCUUCCAACCUUUGAUGAACGAGAUGCUACUAUGAUUCCUCAUAUUCCUGAAAGAACAAAGGCAAUAUUUGCUCCAACUGAAAAACAGUUCAUUCAUACCAAACGAAAAACAACUGAAAGACCAAGAGUGCCAUACACCAAACCUGCAAUACAUCCGACAACUCCACAACCAAUUAUUACAAAAUCUUCUACUACCACUGGUCAUUCAAGGGCAACAAUGGCUCCAAAAGAAACACUGCUCAUUCCUUCCAAAUCCAAAACAUCUGUUGGGCCAGAAGUACCACAAACUAAACCUGCUCCAAGGGCAACACACCUGGGAUCAAUUAACCUUGUAACAGUUCAUGUUGUUGAUGGGUCCAAAAUAACUUUGGUUCCCAAUGAAACAUACCACAUUUCACCCAGGCCCAAAAUUGGUCAAGCAACUGAAAUUCCUUGGUUCAAAACAGCACCUCAUAAAACUCGUCUGACUUCUGCAAGACCACAGCCUUCAGAUAAAUCACAGACAAGACCUGCUUUUAGUAAAACCACACUAGCACCAGUCAGAACAAAAGCACCUGGACUGCCAAAGUGGAUUGUGCCAACAUCAGAUGACCUUUAUACACCUGAGGCUACUGCCAGACCAAUUGACAUAGAUGUCAAAAGACCUCCAGAAUAUGUUGACACCUGGCAAAAGCCAAUUUCUGUGACUAUACCACCUGGCCCUCAGCACCCUCCUGCCAGACCUACACAAAUGAGAAGAAAACCUCUGCCUCCUAACUCUGUGACUGGUAAACCAGGGAGUCCAGCUAAGCCUGCUGGACCAACACCACCUGUGAGGACAGGAACAUUAUAUAAGACACCAACAGCUUUUGCAACUCCAGAGUAUUAUGUUGAUGCAACAGUCUUCAGCUCAAGUCCUACAUCAGAAACUGAUUCUUCAGGAAAACCAAGGUACCAAGCCCCCCAUGUCAAGUACAUGAAGAAAGAUGAUGAUGUGCCUUGCUCCAUCACAAGCUCUCUUGAACAUUUUCCUCAAGAAGAAGUUGGCAGCAAGGAAGAACCCACUCGUCCUCCGCAAAAUCCUCCAACCAACCUCACGGUGGUGACUGUAGAGGGCUGUCCAUCCUUUGUCAUAUUGGACUGGGAAAAACCAGAUAAUGACACUGUUACUGAGUAUGAGGUUGUGUCAACUGAAAAUGGAGGAAGUGAUGGUGAAAAGGAGAAAUCAAUUAUCACUACAAAUCAAACCCAUUCUACUGUGGAAAACCUAAAACCUGACACAAGUUAUGAAUUCCAUGUGAAACCCAGGAACCCCCUUGGUGAAGGUCCAAGUAGCAAUGUUGUGACAUUCAGUACUGAAUCAGCGGACCCAAGAGUGAGUGAGCCAAUUUCAAUGGGGAAAGAUGCUAUCUGGACUGAAAUCCCAUUCAAUUCAGACACAUACUCAGAAUGCAAAGGCAAACAAUAUGUAAAGAGGACUUGGUAUAAGAAGUUUGUAGGUGUGCAGCUGUGCAAUUCUUUGAGAUACAAGAUAUACCUCAGUGAUUCACUUACAGGAAAAUUUUAUAACAUAGGAGACCAGAGGGGCCAUGGAGAAGAUCACUGCCAAUUUGUAGACUCAUUCUUAGAUGGAAGGACAGGACAGCAAGAAGAUCUGCCAGUAAAAGAUGGGUUUUUCAGGGCAGUUCGUCAGGAACCUGUCAAAUUUGGGAAAAUAGGCGGGGAGACUCAGAUUAACUACGUGCGCUGGUACGAGUGUGGCACAUCGAUACCUGGCAAGUGGUAGAUGCCACAGGAAGAGGGUGCAGAGGCCCAGCUGCCCAGCGCAGGCUGCAGGAAGGCAACACUUACGGUGUGCCCGGCACUGCGGUGUUGGCCGACGUGCGAGGCUUACACCAGUCUAAUGCCAAUACUGCAUUAAUUGUGUAAUAGUGUAGGCUGCUUACUGUAGUUAUCCAGUGUUAAAAAUUUGUUUUUAAAAUAACACAGGCUAGGGACAUGUUGUAGGAUAAUGCAUAGGGAAGCUGGCUCCCUAUUCUUGAGGUAUGGUUUAUAUGGUAUUUUAAAAGAUACAGUGUGUAUAUUAUUUAUCACGAUGUUGUAAUAAAUGUUUAAGGCACAAAUAUGCCAGAGAUGGUCAUGGAAUGCAAUGUGUGUUAAAUAUUCACUGGUUCUGUAAUGCAAGUGCCAUAAGCUACCCAUCCUAAUCCAUCUGUAACAUCUCUCAGUCAUAAAUUAUAGAAAAGAUCCUAUAAUUUUUAAUAUCCUGCAGCCAGUAAACUUGAAGCACUUUCUCCUUACACGUACAAACAGUUUAUGCUCCUGCCAAAAUGCUGAGGUAGGUUGCUGUAUGUGCAGCUUUAAAUGAUCAAGUUCAGUGGAGUUUUCUUCCAUGUUUGUUUUCAAAUGUUUCAGCCCCAGCCAAAGCCAUGUUCAGCCUGUCACUAUGGAGUCAGAACCUGGCAGUGGCUGGCAGGGAGGGUUGGUGUUCUCUAAUUGAAGUGGACAGGUACAUAUGUACAUGGAAUGAAAAAACAAAGCUGGCCUCCACAGCUGGGGUUUUUCAGGAAAAUGUAGUUUUGAGCCUGACACUUACUGGUUCAAAAGCCAAAUGUAUGUACCGUGCAAGGGGACUUGGAAAGACAAAUGGAAGAGGAAAAAGAAUAAACUAGUUAUAACAGCAUGAUCAGGUUUAUUUUAUUUAAAAAGAAAAAUUCUGGUUUAAAACAGUUUUCAUUGGGGACAAAGGGGAAAUACUGAUAACUGAACUUUAAAACUGCUUUAUAGUUAUUUUGAUUAAAACCUCUCCCAAAGCUACUUGUUGUACUGCUUGAACAUUUAUUAACUAAAUAAAGAGAUGUAGGUUUUUUUAAAGGUGUUAUUCAUUACCUUACUAAUGUAUUGAAGAAAUAUGAACAGGAACUACCAGAUCUACAUAGUAGUCAUUUAUAGAAAAUACCUUAUAAAGUACAUUGCAGGUACACUGUACUCCUAAUAAAAUAUUUUUUAAUCAA
Messenger RNA from Pyrgilauda ruficollis (rufous-necked snowfinch), 5642 nucleotides. It is a transcript of the gene ABI3BP, whose product is annotated as ABI family member 3 binding protein. The transcript has 51 exons. Gene Ontology annotation, biological process: extracellular matrix organization; positive regulation of cell-substrate adhesion. Gene Ontology annotation, molecular function: protein binding. Lineage: Eukaryota; Metazoa; Chordata; Aves; Passeriformes; Passeridae. Bases 95 to 4414 code for a protein of 1439 amino acids. The record is from RefSeq and is a predicted model, not a curated record.